Molecule: messenger RNA, 726 nt
Organism: Uloborus diversus
Lineage: Eukaryota; Metazoa; Arthropoda; Arachnida; Araneae; Uloboridae
Product: protein roadkill-like
Exons: 2
Coding region: 1-726 (241 amino acids)
Biological process (GO): regulation of proteolysis; proteasome-mediated ubiquitin-dependent protein catabolic process
Cellular component (GO): cytoplasm
Molecular function (GO): ubiquitin protein ligase binding
Source: RefSeq, a predicted model, not a curated record
AUGAUUGGUACUGAUCUAAAGGAGGCCAUGUUCGGCCUGAGCGCUUGCCUCCUUGUAAAUCUACCCUUGAAUCUCCAUGUCAAGAGAGCCAACUACCAGGAUGCAAUACAGAGAAAAUCUCUUGUUCAAUUUCAGUUUGUUCCAACGCCACACGAACACGACAAUAUUUCAGGGGUACGAGAAUACUACAGCUUCAGCACAUUAUCCAAGGAUUUUGAAGAAUUGUACAACAAUCCCGCAACAGCAGAUGUAACUCUGAAGAUAGGCAUGGACGAAUUUCCGGCACACAAGUUGGUGCUCAGAAGUCGAUCGAAAGUGUUCCAAAAAAUGUUCGAACACGAUAUGCAAGAAACUCAACAGGACUUGAUUUGUAUCUGCGAAAUGGAAGUGAAUACAUUGAAAGAUUUACUCCGUUACAUGUACUGUGGAAAAGUGCGAGAGUUGCCUUUGGAAGAGGCUCUCAAUUUGUACAUGGCCGCAGAUCGGUACGAAUUGAUGGAACUGAUGGGCAUAUGCCGGGAACUAAUCGCGAUUGGUAUGUCAACGAAAAAUGUUUGCAGAAUAGCUGAGAUUGCUAAUUUAUGCGACGAUCAAUUGCUAAUAGACAUUAUACAACCUUUUCUAAAAGAAAAUUUACAGAAUCUUGUAAAGACAGAAGAAUGGAAAAAUUUUUCUAUUAAUAAGCCAAUGUUUUCCUUAAAACUACUUGAAUGUGCCAUUUCAUAA